GGCGGGCAAGGGACGGCCGCCCGCAGCUGACCGCCCCUCCACGCCCAGUCCUCCGCACUGUCCCAGCUCCGCGGCGGCCCGGGCGUCCUCCCUCAGUCCGGGAGCGACGCUGCGCCGAGCGGUCGAGCACCCGAGAUGUGGAAGCUGAGCCGAAAUCGAGUGCUUCUGGACGAGCCCCCAGAGGAAGAGGACGUGCUGCGAGGGGCACCGCCGGCAGCCGCAGCCGCCCCGGCGCCGGGAGCAAGUCUCAGAGGUUGGAAAGAAGCAACUUCGCUGUUUAAUAAAGAAGACGAAGAACAUCUACUGGAGACUUCCAGAUCUCCCAAGUCCAAAGGAACUAACCUACGACUAAAAGAAGAGCUGAAGGCAGAGAAGAAAUCAGGAUUUUGGGACGCCUUGGUUUUGAAACAGAAUGUUCAGCCUAAGAAACCAGAUCAGAUCGAAGGCUGGGAGCCUCCCAGACUUACUGCUGAAGACGCGGCCGCUGACCGUACUGAGGAUGGUGUAAGCGGCUGCCCACCCUGGUCUGCCUGGGAGGAUGACACCAAGGGCUCUACCAAGUACACCAGCCUCGCCAACUCAGCCAGCAGCUCCCGCUGGAGCCUCCGGUCAGCGGGCAAGCUGGUCAGCAUCAGGCGACAGAGCAAAGGCCACCUGACAGAGACCUGUGAGGAAGUAGAAUGAACUGAAGGCGCUUCCCAGGGACAUCACAUUGCUUUGAUGGUUGGCCAAGCCCGCCGCCCACCUUCUAGUGCACCAUUAAUUCUUGAGCCCUCUCAUAGCCCAGGGAAGGAACCCACGGAGUUGCUGGUGUUUCAUGCACAGUGACCCAUACACACCAUGGCUUCCUGGUGACAUCUGGCUGCCUUGCUGCAGAAACAUCCACCCACUGGGUGCAUGUGUGCUGAAUGGAUGUGUGUGUUGCAGACACUGUCCUGUGAGCCAGUCUCCUCUAAGGUUCGUGCCAGCCUCAGUCACUUGGGUUUUUAGAACAUCUCCAUCUUGUCCCUGCAUGCGACAUGAGUGCUGCAGCUAGCUGAACAUGGCCUCUGUGGCCCCCUCUCCCUUUGUCAGAAUACAAGAAGCAUCUUCCAAAGGUUACAGUAAUUCAGUUUGACAACAGAUUCAUUUUUCCUUAUUAAGUUAAAAACAAAGCAAAAUCUCGAUGCUGGAAGCAAGGUGGUUUGAGGUAGGGUGUCAGGGCAUCUCGAGGGGCACAUGCAUCUGCUGAGGAGGACUGGCCUGCAGUGUCGGCCUAGGUGGCAACUAGUUCUUUUAUGGAAUUUUAUUUUUUUCUUUUGAACGUUUAAAUACAGAUCUUUAUUUUCUUCAAAAAAAUGUUGAUUUUAAACUUAAAGAUGGAAGAAAUACUAGGAGUAAAUUUUAGUCACCCAAUAAUCUUAACUUUGCUCAGAAAACAUUAACUUGCUCACUGUAGAGUUAAACUGUAGAUAAAACACUGAAGUGCCUCGUUUCUAUUCUUAGAUGUUUAGUUUUUCAAAAUGAGAAACUUUUAUGAUUGAUGUUGAAUCUAUAAGAAGUGUGUGUCCUCCCUAGCUCUGCCUGUCUUGCACUGCUGACUGUCCUCCAUUGUGGUCCAGGGGCGAUGUUCAGGUGGCCCAUGUGUUUGUCUUUGUUUUCCAGUUACAGUGCUUGGACGGACUGGGGAGCUGUGUUUCUUUGUUUUGGUUAAGAAUUCAAAGCCACUAGUCACACUGUCUGUUAGCAGUGUAAGCACUGUGUCCCCAGUGUCCCCAGGUGUCCCACGCAAUGUUCUGUGGAACAGCCAAGUGGCCUGGGUUCACUAGAUCUGUCAUCCACAGCUACCUGUCUGUCCACCACCCAGCUUGCCAGCCACCCAUACCCAUCCACCUGUCCACACAUGAGUCUGUCCACUCAUAAACUAGCUUUUAUUUUUUAAUCUUUUAAAAAAUAGAACAGUAAGUUCACUCAAUGAGCUUCGAGAGGAGGAUUCGGGUAGAAAAUUGUUAACACCUGGAAGUUCAAUUAUGGAGAUUUUGAUUCAUAAUGCAAAGUAUUUUUACUAUAACCUGUGAGUUUGAAAAUCCUUAAGUAUCCUCAGGUAAACGGUUGAGUGCGUGAGCUCCGAGACCGCUCUUGUCUUCAAAACGAGGUAACUGCGGGAGAGGACAGAAGAGAGGGCUCUUGCUGACGCCCACAGCAGGAACCCACUGGUGUGUCUGGCUAACCACCUGUGGGACAGGAAUACAAACCCAGCCUUGAGAAUGUAGGGAACGAGCUCUUGAACACACAGCCUCUGUGUUCACUGGGCCUGUGCUGAGUGCUAAGUGCCUGUAGCUCUCUGUGCCCGUGUGCCUGAGAGGCAGUGUUGUGUGUUGACACGGGGACUUUCACCCUGUCGCCUCCCAGGAGGCUAGGAUGCACUGUAAACCAGAAAGAUUAAUUAAAAAUGAUUUUUUUCUUCUGUUGUAUCAAAUUAAAAUAUCUAGUGUUUGAGAUCUUCA
Messenger RNA from Grammomys surdaster, 2486 nucleotides. RefSeq names its product testis development related protein (gene Tdrp). Gene Ontology annotation, cellular component: cytosol; nucleus. The transcript is spliced from 3 exons. Bases 136 to 684 code for a protein of 182 amino acids. Gene Ontology annotation, biological process: spermatogenesis. The record is from RefSeq and is a predicted model, not a curated record. Lineage: Eukaryota; Metazoa; Chordata; Mammalia; Rodentia; Muridae.